AGUAUAUCGUGAAUAAAAUGAUAUUUCACGCUUUUUGCUUCAUUGGAGGAGGAAGUUAUAUACAGACAGCUACUGAAGUGAAAGCGACUGAUAUUUAUCAAUGCGGAUAGAUAUGCAUCAUUUCAAAGGAAUCAGAGGGAUCACUACGGCAAUUUCAGUUGUUCUUGUUUUCUUAUUAUGUCAGCUUGAGGUUUUCACACUGCUGUGUAAAGAAUGUGAAUGUUGCUACGGAGAUAACGCAUGCGAUGUAGACAACAAUUGUCAGAACGGAUGUAUAGCAGGAUAUCGCGGUCAUAAAUGCAUAGAGUCAUGUCGAGAAAAUUGUAAAAUCUGCACGAGGGAAAAUAGAUGCACAGAAUGCAAGACCGGAUUUUGGGGUCUCCAGUGUGCACAUAGAUGUGGAAAAGGAUGUAUCAAAAACACGUGUUCGAAAUCAUCUGGAAAGUGUUCUUGUAAAUCACUCAAUUUUAUUUCUGAUAUGUGUAGAAGUUGUAGACCAGGAAAACACGGAGGCGAUUGUGGUAAGUCUUGUCCGAGAAAUUGCGGCGAUUGUGUAUCAAAUACGCGAUGCAAGUGGUGUAAAAAUAAUAGAUUCUUUGGUUCAUAUUGUCGUCACAUAUGUUCAGUUGGAUGUAUGGACAAAAAGUGCAAGAAGUACAACGGUCACUGCAUGAAUGGGUGCAAAACUGGCUUUACAGGUAAAAAAUGUGAUUCAUGUGUGUCUGGAAAACACGGAUCAAACUGUGAUUUGGAUUGCCCGAACAAUUGUACAGACUGUUUGUCAAAUUUAAACUGUAGCGAUUGUAAGCCUCGCUAUUAUGGCGGUACAUGUACUAUUGUCUGUCCACCUGGCUGCAAUGAAAACGCAUGUGACAUAGAUGGAAAUUGUUUAAAAGGGUGUAAAACUGACUUCGAUGUUAAAUUUAAUUGUGAAAAGUGCGUACAAGGCAAAUGGGGGAAUUCCUGUCAGAACAAAUGUCCAGAUAAAUGUUCAUCCUGCACUUCAAAUACAAACUGCAUCAAUUGCAUAGAUGGAUAUUAUGGCGGCGCUUGUGAACAUUUGUGUGCGUCUACAUGUAGAACAAUACAAGGAAAAAGUGCAUGUAACAAUUCCAAUGGACACUGUACUUCUGACUGUGUAGAUGGCUACCAUGGUGAUAUGUGCGACAGAUUGUGCAGCGAUAAAUGUGCUAAUAGAACAUGCUUUCAGACCAAUGCACUAUGCGAGUACGGCUGCAUUGAAGGCUACGAAGGACCACAAUGCAUUCAGGAAAUAAAAGAACCAGGAUCAGGAGACAACAAUGUAGCUAUGAUUAUAGGUGCAGCGGUGACUUCUGGUGUAGUCGUUAUUAUUAUGGGUGUGUUGCUGGUAGCUUGUACCAUUAAACAAAGAAGAAGGAAAGGUACUUGUGCAACUGAAAGCAGCGGUAUCAAUGAAAGUCUCGAAUGUAUGCACAAGAAAGAUAAAUCAAGUACACUACAAGAGGAAGAUACAGACGCAGCUGCUGUUUAUGCACAACCUAACAAAUCCAGACGGACGAUUGUGGAGGAGGUUAAUGCAGUCUACGAUACUACAUAUGAAAAUAAAACUAAGGAAAUGUCCCAUGUGAUCCAUGAUUAUGAUGUACUAAAUCGAGGCAGAGAAAUAAAGCCUGAUACAGAUAUGGAUAUUCUUGAACGUACGGCUGCAGAUGAAGCAAGUGCAGUCUAUGACAAAACAAAUGACAAUAGAAAUAAGACAAUAUUCAAUGUGAACAAAGAUUAUGAUAUACUGAGUAUAAACAGAGAAAAAAUCCCAAAUACAGAGGACACAACAAAUCCGGGAAUUGUGGACGAGGCAAGUGCUGUCUAUGACACUACAUAUCACAAAAAAUUUAAACAGAUAUUCAAUGUGAACAACGAUUAUGGUGCAAUUAGCGCAGACAUAGAACAAACACCUAAUACAGAUUAUUAGGACACCCCAAAACCUACGAUUAUGAAGCAUGGACAUGCGUAGUCUACUACUGUACAAUACAUUAUGAUAAUCAUUUAUCAGCAUACUUUCAGAUCAAAGAGAUUAAGCCUUUUUUCUUACAUUUUUACAUUUCUCAGAAUUCAAAAUUUACCUAAUGUCAUAAUAUACGUAUACUGUCAGUUAUUUGUUUAAAAAGGUUACACUAAUAAAGCUUAUAUUUUAUUCCAAGGUAUCCA
This is a messenger RNA of Mercenaria mercenaria, 2190 nucleotides long. Its product is annotated as cell death abnormality protein 1-like. Lineage: Eukaryota; Metazoa; Mollusca; Bivalvia; Venerida; Veneridae. The transcript is spliced from 6 exons. The record is from RefSeq and is a predicted model, not a curated record. Gene Ontology annotation, molecular function: scavenger receptor activity. Gene Ontology annotation, biological process: cell communication. Gene Ontology annotation, cellular component: membrane. The coding region runs from base 101 to 1954 and encodes 617 amino acids.